Panicum virgatum (switchgrass) is the source of this 576-nucleotide messenger RNA. RefSeq lists its product as uncharacterized. The transcript has a single exon. NCBI's taxonomy places the organism in Eukaryota, Viridiplantae, Streptophyta, Magnoliopsida, Poales, Poaceae. Bases 133 to 576 code for a protein of 147 amino acids. The record is from RefSeq and is a predicted model, not a curated record.
CGCGCCUCCGUUCGUCGUCUCCGCCAGUGCACACCUGCCUCGGCGCGGCGGCAGCCUGCUCGUGCCAGACUCCGGUCUCUGUCCCUGUCCCCCUGCUCAGCUCCCGCUAGUGCACACCAUGCCGGCGCCCAAAUGGUUCCAGAAGCUCAGGAGGAGGAAGGGCAAGCAGCAAGCCGCAGCAUGCGGAAGCGAAGCCGCCGACGCGGCGGCGGCACGCGAGGACAGUCGCCGAACAGGGCGUCCAACUACUUCGCCAGCGCGGACCGUGCGCGCCAGGACAGGGAGCUGCCCUGCGCCGCCGACAUGGCGCUGGACGUCCGCGUCGACGUGGUGCACCGCCGCGCGGGGGACCGGCGGCUCGGCGAGCUCGACGCGCCGCCAGGGACGCCCGAGCUCAAGCUGCGGCGCAUUGUCACGAGGCCGGCCGUCGCCGACGGAGGUCGCCCAGGCCGAGCGCGCGCCCGCGGCGGAGCCCCGCGUCCGCCGGCCGCGAGGAGGCCGGCGGCGGGGGCCGGGCGCGGCCGGCGGCGGGGGGCCCGGCGAGCUGCGCGGCAGGCGCCCCCAGGAAGAAGAUAA